GCAGACAUAGCGGAAGUCCAAACUUGCUGUGUAAUCCUUGUUGUGCAGAAGUACAAACUCUCUCUGUAGUCAACAUAUUUUACCUGAAUUGACCAUGCCAGACUAUUUAGGAGGAGACCAGAGGAAAGUUAAAGAAGAGGAAAAGGAAGAUAAACCUAUCAGAGCAUUGGACGAGGGGGACAUUGCCCUUUUGAAAACCUAUGGCCAGAGCACGUAUUCCCGCCAGAUAAAACAGGUUGAGGAUGAUAUCCAGCAACUGCUCAAGAAGAUUAAUGAGCUGACCGGCAUCAAGGAGUCUGACACUGGGCUGGCUCCUCCUGCACUAUGGGAUCUGGCUGCAGACAAACAAACCCUCCAGAGCGAGCAGCCCCUACAGGUGGCUAGAUGCACAAAAAUCAUCAAUGCCGACUCUGAAGACCCCAAGUACAUUAUCAAUGUGAAACAGUUUGCCAAGUUUGUGGUGGACCUGAGCGACCAGGUGGCCCCUACUGAUAUUGAGGAGGGCAUGAGGGUGGGUGUUGACAGAAACAAGUACCAGAUCCACAUUCCUCUGCCCCCUAAGAUUGACCCAACUGUAACAAUGAUGCAGGUGGAGGAGAAACCCGAUGUGACCUACAGCGAUGUGGGCGGCUGUAAGGAGCAGAUUGAGAAGUUGAGAGAGGUGGUGGAGACCCCUCUACUUCAUCCUGAGAGGUUUGUGAACCUGGGUAUUGAGCCCCCCAAGGGGGUCCUGCUGUUUGGGCCCCCCGGCACCGGUAAGACCCUGUGUGCCCGAGCGGUGGCCAAUCGCACCGACGCCUGCUUCAUCAGGGUCAUCGGCUCUGAGCUGGUCCAGAAGUACGUUGGAGAGGGUGCAAGAAUGGUCCGUGAGCUUUUUGAGAUGGCCAGAACCAAGAAGGCCUGUCUCAUCUUCUUUGAUGAAAUUGAUGCCAUUGGAGGCGCCCGCUUUGAUGACGGCGCCGGGGGAGACAACGAGGUCCAGAGGACCAUGCUGGAGCUCAUCAACCAGCUGGACGGCUUUGACCCCAGGGGGAACAUCAAGGUCCUCAUGGCCACCAACAGGCCUGACACCCUGGACCCCGCUCUCAUGAGACCUGGGCGUCUGGACAGGAAGAUAGAGUUCAGUCUGCCUGACCUGGAGGGUCGUACCCACAUCUUCAAGAUCCAUGCCCGCUCCAUGAGUGUGGAGAGAGACAUCCGCUUUGAGCUGCUGGCUCGUCUGUGUCCCAACAGCACCGGUGCUGAGAUCCGUAGUGUGUGCACAGAGGCAGGGAUGUUUGCCAUCAGAGCCCGCAGGAAGAUUGCCACUGAGAAGGACUUCCUGGAGGCAGUCAACAAGGUCAUCAAGUCCUACGCCAAGUUCAGCGCUACCCCACGCUACAUGACCUACAACUGAGGCUUCCCUGCGAUUGUUUUUCUGUUUGUGUUUGUUGUCACGGGGACGGGGGGGACUUGAACCAUAACGUUCUGUCAUUCUUGGAAAAUUACCUAAAAAUAAAACUUUAUUGUGA
Messenger RNA from Hypomesus transpacificus, 1511 nucleotides. It is a transcript of the gene psmc2, whose product is annotated as proteasome 26S subunit, ATPase 2. Gene Ontology annotation, biological process: proteasome-mediated ubiquitin-dependent protein catabolic process. The record is from RefSeq and is a predicted model, not a curated record. The transcript is spliced from 12 exons. Bases 95 to 1396 code for a protein of 433 amino acids. NCBI's taxonomy places the organism in Eukaryota, Metazoa, Chordata, Actinopteri, Osmeriformes, Osmeridae. Gene Ontology annotation, cellular component: proteasome regulatory particle, base subcomplex. Gene Ontology annotation, molecular function: ATP hydrolysis activity; ATP binding; proteasome-activating activity.